ACAAAUAUGCAACACAUUUCAAGAAAAAUAACCUAAAUAACAACCCAUGUAUCCAACGGGGCAAAUAACUGGUUUAAAUUGAAAAAGGCAUAUUAAGCCUAAAUACUUGGUCGAGGAAAGAAGCGCAAGCUAAUAAAGGUCCCGCCUCCUCCCCCUCCCCUUUCCCUCCUCCAACAUAAGGGGAGAAGAAUGAAAACCAAAAAAAAAUAAAAUUAAAAAUUAAAAUAAUACAGUAAAAAAUAAAUAAAUAAAAAUCUCGUCAACUCCAAUGUUAUACGAGUAAUCCAUUCCUACAAAAACUCUCACUCCAACCAUCCUUCGUCGUCUUCCUUUCCGCCCUUUUCCUCCUCAUUUUUCCUCCCUCCUUUUCCUCAACAAAUUUCCUCCUAAUUCCCAACAAAACCCUAAUCAUGUCCCAAAUUUUCUUUCAAUAAUCCAAAAUUUCCCCCAAAAAAAUCACCAUUCCACCCCAAUUUCGUUUCAUCUUCUACAAUGGAUCAUCAAUCGUUAACUGGGUCAACAACCCUUUCAAUCGUUUCAAAACCAAAGGUUUACCGUCUCAUGAACGGUGGUUGCUGCGGCGGAGGUGGUGGUGCUGGCGGUGGACCCCCUAAAUCACCGCCGUCAAUCUGGUUCGAAAUCCGGUUGUUCUACGUUCGUAUUGCACCUUGCGCCAUUGACGCCGCACCAGAUUACCUCACCCUCCGACACCUCCGCGAUGAACUUGGAGUUUCCCUCGAAAUCAAUGGAAAUCGUGUUCCUGCUUCUGAAACGGCGUCGUCUACGCUUCGAAAAGAUCGUGUUGACAGAGAAUCGUCAGAGGUUACUUACGUUAGCACCGACAACGUUAAGAUCUCCGGCGGUGUGGAGUUUGAGGUUUGUGAGAUGGAUAAUUUGCUGCUUUGUGGGUCCUUUGGAAGGUUCGAGAAUGAGUGGAGUAUGGAUUGUUAUGCCGGCGGUUCGUCGCCGUCUUCGUCGUCGGCGUUUUUUCAGCCGAAAUUAGGGAUUUCUUCACCGUCGAUUGAGGUUUAUGUUGCCGGAAGAUGGUCGGAUACGCCGGUGAUAUUGACGAAGAUGAUCAACUUCAGUCCUCGGAGAAAGUCGCCGAGGUAUAGCACUUUGGAUGCGAUUCCGGAGGUUUCUGAUGAGACUGAGAAAGAUCAGAAGAUUGUUGCUGUUAAUGGUUUGAUUCACCGGAAAUUACAGAUCACUGAGUCUGAAGAUGAGUAUGAAGCAGAGGGAAAGUUGAUGCACAAUUGGUAUCCGGAUGAGGUUUAUGAAGGGGAGGAUGGCCAACUCACUUGGUUCAAUGCUGGAGUAAGAGUUGGUGUUGGUAUUGGUCUUGGUAUGUGUCUAGGAAUUGGUAUUGGUGUUGGAUUACUUAUGCGAUCGUAUCAAACCACCACCAGGAACUUCAGGAGGAGAUUCUUCUGAUUUUACAUGAAUGCUCCCUUUGCCUAAGAAAGGACUGCUGUAAAAAAUAGGAUUAUGUUGCUACUGCAGCCGGACUCCAUGCCGAUGGAUUAUAAACCCACAACACUAAUGUCUGUGUUUUCUCCUCAGAUGGAGGCUAGAAACUGUACAAAAUUGCAGUUAAUAUAAGCUAAUAAUAUCAAGCAGUCAAGACAGUCACCAAUCCACCACAUACUUUCAGAAAUUCCCGUGUAGCAAAGGUAUGAAUCAUUUGAGUGAAAUUUGGAGGUGAGUCUGUAUGAUACCAUGAGAAAGUUAAGAAAUCUGCAUUUCACAUUACUUUUUAGAUAGUCAUUAGGGUGUUUUGCAGUAUGUAUCCUAAAUCUGGAACCAUGAGACGGUGUUAAGCAUUGUCCAGGAAGGUGGUGUAUAAAUUGUGUAUCUGAGUAAGCAUGUUAGCUUCCUGCAUAUAUUGUUUCAUUCUGUAGAGAUAAGCAAUUUUGGCAUGUCCGUUAAAAGAGUGUAUAUUCUGUUUCACAGAAUUUGUUAAGGUUGAUGUCUUUGUUGUUAAAACAAUAAUGUGAGUGCCUCGUUUUCAUGAAUAUAUUUUAGCUUCGAUGUGUUCCAUUUCGA
This is a messenger RNA of Chenopodium quinoa (quinoa), 2046 nucleotides long. RefSeq lists its product as uncharacterized. NCBI's taxonomy places the organism in Eukaryota, Viridiplantae, Streptophyta, Magnoliopsida, Caryophyllales, Amaranthaceae. The coding region runs from base 493 to 1434 and encodes 313 amino acids. The transcript is spliced from 2 exons. The record is from RefSeq and is a predicted model, not a curated record.